UAUGGUAGACAUGGUGGUUACUAUGGUAAUUGAAGUGGUUGCUAGGAUAGUCAUGGUGGUUGCUAUGGUUGCUACCCACUGGUCUGUAGGCUUCGGUAGAAUUUAAGACUCGCAGUACCAGAUAUAACCGCGAAAGGCAGUAGCGCUUCGUAGUAGUUCCAUUUCUGCUGGAACUCAAGAAGAAGAAGAUGUUUUGACCCCCUCCUUCUGUGUACUUGGAUGUAUAAUCAUCUUAAUUUUCACUGUCAUGGACAAAAAGAAGCAGUUCAAAGUGACAGCCUCCUCGCUGGUGGACCUGAAGGCAGAGCUUUACAGGAAACAGCAGGAGUUUCAACAGGAUAAGCUCACCCAGCAUGGAGGUACUUCUACUGCUGGGUCCACCGCCAGACCCAAACUUAAGAAACCCAGCAUCUGGAGCAAACAGAAUGAAGGUGUGACUGCACGUGCUCAGAGGGAUGUGGAAAUCAGUGCAGAGGAAGAGAAUAAUCUGGAAAAAUCAAAAAAGAAACUGGAGGAGAAAGCUCGUCUCUAUGAGCAGAUGACCAAAGGAGAUUUUCCAGAUGAGGAGACGGAGGGGCUUUUCUUGGUGGACUUCACCCAGAAGAUCAUCGACCAGAGGAGGGACGCACACGCAAACACCAGGGAUGAAGAAGAGUUGGACCAACAGAUUCCAGUUCCACCCCCGCAGAACCCUGAUGAAGAAUGGGUAGAGUAUGUCGAUGCACUGGGGAGAUCACGGAAAUGUUUGAGGAAAGACCUGCCAGAUUUCCAGAAGAUGGAUCAGGAUUUGCAGAAAAAUAGGUUGGGUAGCGGAGAUAAGACUCUGCUCUCAGAAGACAUGCGGAGAGAGAUUCAGAGAGAGGAGUGGGAAGCAGAGGAGGAGGAGAGCAUGAAGAGACCCGUGGGGCCCAUUCACUAUGAGAACAUCAGAGAACAGGAGGCCAGAGAGCUGGGUGUUGGCUACUUUGCGUUUGCAAAUGAUGAGGAACAGCGACGGAAACAGAGAGAUACACUGGACAUGCUCAGAGAUCAGACCACAGACCAGCGCAGUAAGAGGGAGCGACUGAAGGAGAAGAGGAAAGCUCUGCUGGAGGCUCGACUGGCCAAAGUGAGGAUGAGGAAGACGAAGAAAGGCAAAUUGGACGGAUCCGAGGAGGAUUCAGGUGCUGCUGUGCAAGAGGACGAGGAGAAGGAGGAAGAGGUUCCUGAGAUGCCGCCAGUGCCGAAGGUGGAUGUGGAGAUUCAGGAGAGGAAGGACACCAAACCUGGAGUUCCUCACGUCAGAGAGUGGGACAGAGGGAAAGAGUUUAUGUGGGACCAGUGGGUCAGCGGUCGCCGUGACGAGAGGGACACUGAGUUUGCUCCACCAUCUGCAUACUUCAGUGGUCAGAACCGGGCCGAGAACCAGAACAAAGCCAAACUCUCCUUCAAGUGGGCUGGGACACAAACACACUCAUCUCAGCACACACGCGCACCCACGGCCCAGCAGUCAUCGAGUCAAACAACACCACCUCCUCCUCGGUCUGAGCAGGGCCACCCCCAGAGUCUGGACGACAUGCUCUCUUUCUACAAGAACUCUUAACCUCAGUACAGCUUGUCUGCCUCCUUAGAGGGUACUCGCAGUAGGACUGUGUGUGUGACUACAGAGUUUAUAUGUGCAGUUAAUCAGACCAUCUCACGGUCCAGUGUGUGAGAGUUGAUGCCACUCUGUAGUCACAUAAGACAACGAUGAGAUGUUUGCAAUUUUACUAGGGGUGGACAAUAAAGAAAACACAUAAAAUAAUAAAUCAUAUGGCUAACAUCAAUUACAAAGCUGUGUCUCAAUGGCAGAUCAUUUUAGGACUAUGACUAGAUGUGUUUACCCUGUCGGAUUAAAGAUAACUCUAUGAAGAACAA
This is a messenger RNA of Clupea harengus (Atlantic herring), 1896 nucleotides long. RefSeq names its product coiled-coil domain containing 174 (gene ccdc174). Gene Ontology annotation, cellular component: nucleus. NCBI's taxonomy places the organism in Eukaryota, Metazoa, Chordata, Actinopteri, Clupeiformes, Clupeidae. The record is from RefSeq and is a predicted model, not a curated record.